Molecule: messenger RNA, 2001 nt
Organism: Mya arenaria
Lineage: Eukaryota; Metazoa; Mollusca; Bivalvia; Myida; Myidae
Exons: 8
Coding region: 48-1520 (490 amino acids)
Molecular function (GO): DNA binding
Source: RefSeq, a predicted model, not a curated record
AAGAUCUUAAAAUUAUUGAUGGCUUUGUUGAGAGGGCCUCAGUUGAAAUGACGUGGAGAAGACCGGGAAAAACAAAGGAGUUAUUCCAUGGGACAAUUGUGAAGACGGGAGAAGAUGAGAACAGUCUGCUGUCAUAUGCUACACAAGCAUACAAUGCAAUUCUGAAAGGGAAAGCUCUGUCUGAUGGCAUACAGGGAGCUCCCGAAGAGCUGUAUUCCUUCAAUGUUAAACGAGGCAUCAAGUCUGGAUCUAAGAGAGAAAGGUCCAAGACAGAGAGGCUGAGGGCCAGUGAAAUUCAGGAUGACCAGCUUAGUCCAAAAAAAAAGCAAAAAAAAGAAGUGGCAAAACAACUAUUGCCAAAGGAAAAGAAACAAGAAACAUCUGAAAUUAUGGGACCUAAAUCUCCAUCGACAGCUCUUAAAACUGCAGCUUUACAGACUGGACGAUUGAUGCUAGACAUGCAUCGUCAGUUUGAUUUAGGGAGUGACACUGAAAACACUGCUGGCAUGCCUUUAUCUAAAAAUAAAAAUGAGACAACCUCACAGUGCGACCAGUUAUUACCAGUACUUACAACUACUCCUGUAAAGGACACAAUGCAGCCAAAUCAAAUUUGUGAACAAGUAACAUCACCAGUUUCACUUCAAAAGACAUGGACUGCCUGUCAGUCAGCAAUGGACAUAGUGAAUUACAUGCCGCCAGCAUCUGACAGCAACAGGCAGUAUAUUCCAGCUCCAACACCUGAAGUGUUGCAGACACUGCAGGCAAUAUGUCAACCAGAAUUUGUCACCUUCCUGAGAAGUCUUGUCACUCAUUUCAAAAAUGACAGCGGUGGAAAUUCUUGCUCUCAGUCUUACAGCCAGACAAGUUUCAACCAGGCAAGUUUUUUAAUGGAUCUGAUGGAUCGCACUGACGCGCCUACACAUACUAGCCUGUAUGAACAACCCGGAUUGAAUGACAGUCUAAAUUUGUCUUCACCAAUCCAAUCCAGCACUCCUGCCAAAGUUUCAUACAAAACCGGACUACUGGCGACUGUAGUACCACAAGAGACAAGCCAAUCAUCAAGUCAGCACAAUCCUAGCGCAGCAAGAUACCAAUCAAAUGCGGAUGUUUCCAUGCCAUCUGUACGAAGAUCCCCGAGGAAGCCAAAAACUGUUAAUUCAUCAGAUAUGGUCAAACUCCUGGAACAUAGUGAUAUACUGAUAGACAGAGAUCUUAAAAGAAAGGCGUGCUCUGCAGCGAAGACAAAAUCUGGUAAGGAGGGAUCAGUCCUUCUUUACCGUCUCUGUAGUGGGCUUUUUUCUAUCAAGGAAAUGGCAACUUGCAGAGGUCUAGGCAUAGGCCAAGCAAAAUCAGACCCAUCUAGGCCUACCCUGGAUCAAGCAAAAGUCAAAUUACUGAAAGAUUAUGUUGUUACAUGGUGCAAAGCCGAGUCCAAACGUAUACCAACAGAGGCGGAGAUGAAUGGGGCGAUUACCGAAAGAAUUGGCUAUGCAAGAAAGCAGAUGAAAGCAAGAAAAUAGAACAAUUAAUAUUAGUCAUGUGCUUAGGAUCUGGUUAGAAAAAAAAUACUCUGGAAUAUUAUAGCAAAUUCUUAGUACAUUUGACUGAUAAGUGGACCAAUAUUUUUGUAACAUUUAUGCAUUAUGAAAGUGACAAUAAGAAAUGCCAUUAAUGACCUUUGCUUAUGUUGACAGAAAGAGUUUUGCCCGUUUUGUAUUCAUUUUAGAAUUUUUUAAUAAUGAAUUGUAGUGAUGUUUGAAUGUGUAAACUAAUUUAGCAUUGUUGUUGAAUUUCAAAAUGGUCAUGACACAAUCAUUUGUUUGGUUUGCUAUGUAAACUUCUUUUAAAAUUUAUAUUCAUGCAUAUAUAUUAAGAAUGUUGAAUUUUAUUGUGUGGUGUCCAUAACCUUUUUAAGUCUUGUAAUUCUAUGAAAAAUUACUAUAAAUCAAAAUCCAUUCAAACUGUAAUGUUUUUUUUUAAUUAUGAACAAAAAUAAAUGGU